Messenger RNA from Setaria italica (foxtail millet), 1544 nucleotides. RefSeq names its product phosphoglycerate mutase-like protein 1. Bases 270 to 1139 code for a protein of 289 amino acids. NCBI's taxonomy places the organism in Eukaryota, Viridiplantae, Streptophyta, Magnoliopsida, Poales, Poaceae. Gene Ontology annotation, molecular function: phosphatase activity. The transcript has 10 exons. The record is from RefSeq and is a predicted model, not a curated record. Gene Ontology annotation, cellular component: cytoplasm.
CUAGGCACCCUAAGAAGAGAAGUCCGGAGAAGAGGCCACACCAAGACAACAAGUAUUUAACGCAACCUGUCAGUCGUCGCCGCCGCCGCCGUAUCACGGACGGCACGGUUACCAGUUACUACCACGUCUCUGCCUCCGCCGCUCCACAUCUUUUCUUCUUCCUCAUUCUUCUUCUUCUUCCUCCUCCUCCGUCUGGGGGUCAUCAUCAUCGCUUCAGGGUGAGAGGGCCGGCCGGCUGCUGCUGCAUACAGAUCUGAUACUCAGGAAUAAUGGAGCCCAACGCUGGCACUGCCGUCUUCCCUCUGCACCGCUGCAAAACAAUACACCUGCUGAGGCAUGCCCAAGGUGUGCACAACGUGGAAGGCGACAAGGAUCACAGUGCCUACAUGAAACCAGAGUUCUUUGAUGCUCGCAUCACUCCUUUGGGCUGGAACCAAGUCGACCGUCUACGAGAACAUGUGAAAAAAUGUGGACUUCCAGAAAAGAUUGAGCUGGUUAUUUGUUCUCCUUUGCUGAGGACUAUGCAGACUGCAGUGGGUGUUUUUGGUGGUGAAAAUCAUACUAACGGGAUAAGUGCACCUCCACUAAUGGUGGAAAAUGCUGCAGACAGUGGACGUCCGGCAAUCUCAAGUUUUAACUGCCCACCAUUUCUUGCUGUUGAGGCCUGCAGGGAGCGCUUGGGUGUCCAUCCUUGUGACAAGAGGAGGAGCAUAACAGAGUAUCGUACUCUGUUUCCUGCCAUUGAUUUUUCACUGAUAGAGAAUGAUGAAGAUGUUCUUUGGGUACCGGAUGUCAGAGAAACCUUUGAGUCUCUCGCGGAGAGGGGUAUGAAGUUUAUUGACUGGUUAUGGACAAGAGAAGAGAAAGAGAUAGCCAUAGUCACUCAUAGUGGUUUAUUAUGUCAUACCUUACGCAUGUACAGCAAAGAGUGUCAUCCUACCGUAAGGCAUGAAGUGAGCAAAUACUUUUCAAAUUGUGAGCUCCGAUCAUUGGUGCUGGUUGACAGGAGCAUGCUUGGCUCAGAUACCCCCAGUUACAAUUACCCUGGGAAGAUCCCAGCCGGACUUGAUUUGCCUAGCGAUGUCGUGGAUGAGAAGUGCCUUGAGGAGGAAGCGCAAGAGAGAACAGAGCCUGCCUGAGGCUUCUUUGGUGUUCUACCACUGAUUCCUUGAUUCUUUCGUCAACCCAUUUUGAAACUUUGCUAGUAGUAUUCACUUAAAUCUAAACACCUGCAGAUUAGACUUACCAUUUGUUACUACAUUUGUUUUCUCUGAAAUUCACAGAAAUGAAAACGGAUUAUCACCCCUCUUUCAUUUGUGGUGAUGAGAAUUUUGGUACUGUUUUCUUGGAGAUGAUGAUAGGAUUGAGAUUGAUACUACAUACCUAUGGUGCUUCAUGCAUUGCUGCUCUGUAAAGUGUUUUCUUGAUUGUACGGGGUAAUUUCAUCAUCCUAGCGCUAUUGCCUGCUGGCGUCCCUACUGUUGAGAAGCUUAUGUACCAGCCUUCAUUUUGCUGAAGAUUAUGAUGUCAUGAACGUUGCAGCA